UCACAGCGAACCAAGAGAGCAGGGUGUGGGCGAAGAGACCCCAGCCAGUCGAUCGUUCAAGAAAAAUACCAGCUUACCAACAACAGCAGCAGCAAGCCCACCCGUUCGACGACAUGGCCCGCCUCGGCGCCGGCGCCGUGUUGGCGCUCCUAGUGGCGGUCGCGGCGGUGGCCGCGUUCCUCGCGGUGCCGGCCUCGGCGAAGUCCGGGGAGCUGAGCGCGAUGGGGUUGCUGGCGGCGAAGGGCGGCAGCGGCGCGGGCCCGCAGAAGUGCUCGGGCGCGGUGGGCGAGUGCGACGUGGACGAGGCGGAGGAGCUCGGGCUGAGCGGCGGCGGCCUCGGCUCCGACGACGCGGUGCGGCGGACGCUGGCGCAGCGGAAGCCGACCAACCGGUACAUCAGCUACGCGGCGCUGCGCGCGGACCAGGUGCCGUGCAACAAGCGCGGCCGGUCCUACUACAGCAACUGCGAGGCGCAGAAGGCCGCCAACCCCUACCGCCGCGGCUGCUCCGCCAUCACGCGCUGCGCCCGCAACAUGAACUGAGCCCAGCGCUAGCUGCUGCCGGGGCGCGCCGUCGUCGCCGAGCCGGUCGGUCUGGUCUGGUCUGGUCUGCCUGCCUGCCAGGUCACGCAGCCUGGCUCCACCGAUCGCACACCAUACAUUGACGUCGUCGUCGCGGCCGUACGUGCCGUUGGACGGUGGAGGAGGCGGUGGCGCUACGACAGUAUAUAUAUACACAAUUACACAUACACACCCCAAAAAGAAAAGAAAAAAACUACUGCCAUUGCUGUCGUUGUGCGUAGCUUCUCUCUAUAUAUAUACCCGUAUUUAAAUUCUCGACAAAAUUUGUUUGACCACGGUGAUCUGUCAUAUAUGUCGUCCAUUGAUUUGUGUUAAUUUGACAAAAGACGUUGAAAAGAAGCUGCACUACUCUACUGUGC
Zea mays is the source of this 940-nucleotide messenger RNA. RefSeq names its product RALF. Lineage: Eukaryota; Viridiplantae; Streptophyta; Magnoliopsida; Poales; Poaceae. The record is from RefSeq and is marked validated. Gene Ontology annotation, biological process: calcium-mediated signaling. The transcript has a single exon. Bases 114 to 542 code for a protein of 142 amino acids. Gene Ontology annotation, cellular component: plasmodesma.